Oncorhynchus masou masou (cherry salmon) is the source of this 956-nucleotide messenger RNA. Its product is annotated as transmembrane channel-like protein 5. The transcript is spliced from 7 exons. The record is from RefSeq and is a predicted model, not a curated record. Gene Ontology annotation, molecular function: mechanosensitive monoatomic ion channel activity. Lineage: Eukaryota; Metazoa; Chordata; Actinopteri; Salmoniformes; Salmonidae. Gene Ontology annotation, cellular component: plasma membrane. Bases 156 to 956 code for a protein of 266 amino acids.
AUCUGAUCAAUGCUCAGACCCUGGCCUGGAUAGGGGUGUACUUCUCUCCUCUCCUCCCUGUCGUUCAGCUCAUCAAACUCUUCCUAAUCUUCCACCUAAAGAAGACCAGUAUAAGGAGCUGCCAUCCUCCCAGCUCCUGGAGUAGGGUGGGUCAGAUGCAGACCCUCUUCAUCUCCCUCCUCUUCCUCCCCUGUUACCUGGGGACUCUGGCCCUGCUGGCAUACACACUCUGGAGUCUCCCUCCCUCUAGUGUGUGUGGUCCGUUCCAGGACCAGGGCUGGGUGAUGCAGACUGUAGACCAGUGGAUAGCCUCCCUUCAGGCCUCUCAACCCCACUCUGCCUGGCUGGCUUGGAUCAUCAACGUUAUACUACACAGUCAAGUCUUCUACUGCCUCCUAACACUCAUAGUGCUGGUGGUGAUGUACUUCCUGUGGCAGGUGACUCAGGGUCGUAAACGUCUCAUCAUGUCUCUACGGGAACAGAUCGUCAACGAGGGGAAGGACAAGGCCUUUCUCCUCAGGAGGUUACAGUGUCUACAGAGACAGGGAGCAGGCAGAUCUAGACCACAGGUGCACUUCGAGGAGGAGAGACCGACCAGGCCAGAGUCAGGGCAGCUUAGAGAAGAAGCACGCCCUCCUCCCUCCUUCCAACACCCAUCCCCCCCCAUGGAGGCCCCCUCCGUGUUCACUCGGCCUCCCUGGGACAGCUCCCCCAGGCUAGGUAGAGCCCAGCCCCCCAGCCCCCGUGGUGGAGCCAGCCCCAGAGGCAGCCCUGGUCGCGGCCGGACCCCAGCCAGCAGGCAGGCGUGCUGGGUAGAGGAGCGACCAGCUCCUCCCCCUCCAGAUCCACUGUGGCCAGUCAGGGGUAGAGGAUGGCUUCAGGGAAGGCCCGCGGGGGCCCAGAUUGGAGCCGCUGCCUGCCCGCGAGGUACCCAUCCUGCCUGGGUCGGUGCCUGA